AAAUAAAUAAAUAUCUCUGCCCUUAAUCCAUCGAAGUUCGCUCAUUCUUUUUCGACUCUCGCCUCUUUCGUUAUUCUUGUCGCAGUCACUGUAUCCUUCGAUAUCUCUCGGUCUUGGUUUAUGAGCUCGAAGGAGAGACCCACUCUCGGUGGCACGCGGAUUAAGACCCGCAAACGGAAUAUAGCAGCACCUCUGGACCCUGCAGCAUUUGCAGAUGCAGUGGUCCAGAUAUAUCUGGAUAAUGUUGGUGAUCUGGAACUUGUUGCUAAGAGCAUUGAAUCUGCGGACCUGAACUUCUCUAGAUAUGGUGACACUUUUUUCGAGGUUGUCUUUACGGGGGGGCGCACUCAACCUGGUACAACAAAGCCUGAUGAGGGAGAGCGCCACACUUAUUCUGUUAUAGAUUGUGAACCAAAACGUGAAGCUAUUUUGCCAUCUGUUCUCUACAUACAGAAGAUUCUGCGCCGCAGGCCUUUCCUAAUAAAGAAUCUCGAAAAUGUUAUGAGAAAAUUCCUGCAGUCGUUGGAGCUUUUUGAGGAGAAUGAAAGGAAGAAGCUUGCAAUUUUUACAGCCCUUACAUUCUCCCAGAAGCUAUCUGGGCUUCCGCCGGAGUCUGUAUUACAGCCACUGCUCAAGGAUAAUCUUGUUGCCAAGGGGCUAGUUCUUUCAUUCAUCACUGACUUCUUCAAGGAAUAUCUGGUUGAUAAUAACCUUGAUGAUCUGAUUUCACUUUUGAAGCGUGGGAAGAUGGAGGACAAUCUCCUUGACUUCUUCCCAUCAUCCAAGCGCUCUUCCGAAGGCUUUUCUGAGCAUUUCACCAAGGCAGGAUUGCUAAAUUUGGUUCAAUACAAUGAGAAGAAGAUGUUUGAGGUUAAACUCAAGGAGAUGAAGUCUGCACUGACAAAUCAGGUAGCUGAGGAGACUGAUAUAUCUGAAGUCAUAGAUACUGUGAAGCAACGUCUUAAGGACGCUAAUUUGCCUGACAUUGAAGUUGUACGCCUUUUGUGGGAUGUUAUAAUGGAUGCUAUUCAGUGGUCUGGGAAAAACCAGCAGCAGAAUGUUAAUGCAGCUCUCCGGCAGGUGAAAACAUGGGCAGAACUUUUAAAUACUUUCUGUACCAAUGGGAAGCUGGAGCUUGAACUCAUGUACAAAGUUCAGAUCCAAUGCUAUGAGGAUGCAAAAUUAAUGAAGUUAUUCCCUGAAAUUGUGAGGUCUCUCUAUGAUCAGGAUGUGCUUGCAGAAGAUACCAUUCUCCUCUGGUUCCGCAAAGGAACAAACCCAAAGGGCAGGCAAACUUUUGUGAAGGCGUUGGAGUCAUUUGUGAAUUGGCUAGAAGAGGCUGAAGAAGAAGAAUGAGUUAAUAUGAAUGUUGUGAUCUACCUCAUUUCAGAAAACUAGUAAUUUCUCCUCUUCAAAUAUCUACCCUAAUGAUGUCACGUAACCUUUUGUUUGUUCAUGACAUAAAAAUGAUUAAUGUUUUUGUUACUUUGAA
Messenger RNA from Telopea speciosissima, 1492 nucleotides. Its product is annotated as basic leucine zipper and W2 domain-containing protein 2-like. The transcript has 8 exons. The record is from RefSeq and is a predicted model, not a curated record. Lineage: Eukaryota; Viridiplantae; Streptophyta; Magnoliopsida; Proteales; Proteaceae. Gene Ontology annotation, molecular function: protein binding. The coding region runs from base 121 to 1356 and encodes 411 amino acids. Gene Ontology annotation, cellular component: membrane; cytoplasm.